AUGAGGCAUUUCAAAAACAAAUUAAAAUAAUCAAAUUUUUAUUAAAACCUAAAUUAUUUGAAAAUUUCAUUCUAAUUAAUUAAUUAAUUUGCUUUGAUAUUUUAAUAGUUCUAUAUAUUCAUAAAUAAUAAUUAUUUGUUAGUAGGAAAAUAAAUAAAUAGCUAAUAAGAUUAACAAAAAAUUUAUAAAAAGCUAAAUUUAAAAAAUAAAUAUUAAUCAAUUUUCUUAAAAUUUAGAAGCGGAUUUUUUAAUUAGUGCGACAAAAUAGCAGCAAAAAAAAGCUAACACAUCAAUAAGAAUAAGGAAGAUAAAUAAAAAGAAACUCAUUCAAAUUAUUUAUUAUAUAGAAAGCAAAAGCAAUAGCAUUAAAAUAGAUAUAGUAUUGAAUUUAUAUAUAUAAAUGGCGAUUCUUCGAUUAUUAUGGUUUUUUAUAAAUAAAUUAUUGUUGGAAAUAAUAAAUUAGAUUUUAAUUAAUUCAAACUAAAUAUUAUCAAAAAAUGGGUGUUAAUAUAGGAGAAUCUACAUUAUAUUAGAAUGGUACAAAGUAAAUAAGUAUAUUUAAAAAAGAAAAUCAAUAAUUUUUUUUAAUUAGUCAAAAUUAUUAAUUUCUGA
Molecule: messenger RNA, 612 nt
Organism: Tetrahymena thermophila SB210
Lineage: Eukaryota; Ciliophora; Oligohymenophorea; Hymenostomatida; Tetrahymenidae
Exons: 2
Source: RefSeq, a predicted model, not a curated record